This is a messenger RNA of Colletotrichum karsti, 2193 nucleotides long. Its product is annotated as ku family dna. Gene Ontology annotation, molecular function: damaged DNA binding; double-stranded DNA binding; telomeric repeat DNA binding. The transcript has 5 exons. Gene Ontology annotation, biological process: telomere maintenance; DNA recombination; cellular response to X-ray. The record is from RefSeq and is a predicted model, not a curated record. Gene Ontology annotation, cellular component: nucleus; Ku70:Ku80 complex. Bases 1 to 2193 code for a protein of 730 amino acids. NCBI's taxonomy places the organism in Eukaryota, Fungi, Ascomycota, Sordariomycetes, Glomerellales, Glomerellaceae.
AUGGCCGACAAGGAGGCGUCAGUCUACAUCGUCGACCUCGGCGCAAACAUGGCCGACUGCCACAACGGCCGCGCCGAGUCGGAUCUCGACUGGAGCAUGCGCUACGUCUGGGACAAGAUCUCCACCACCGUCGCCGCCUCGCGUAAGACCUGGACCGUCGGUGUCGUGGGUCUGAAGACGGACGAGACACGCAGCGCCAUGCAAGAUGACGAAGGUUACGAGAACAUAUCUGUCCUGCAGGAAUUGGGCCCCAUGACCAUGUCCUCUCUCAGGGAACUCAAGGAGGAGAUCAAGACGAGCGACACAGACAACGGCGACGCGAUGUCGGCGGUGGUGGUCGCCAUCGACAUGAUUCAGACCUUUACCAAGAAGCUCAAGUAUAAGCGCCGGGUGUACCUCAUCACGGAUGGGCUCGCUCCGAUUGAUGAGGACGAUAUCGAUGCCAUUGCGAAGAAGAUGAACGGCGACGGUAUUGAGUUGAUUGUGCUGGGCGUUGACUUUGACGAUGCAGAGUAUGGCUUUAAGGAGGAGGACAAACCUUCUGUCAAGAGGAAAAACGAGGAAAUCCUCAAAGACCUCGUCUCAAAAUGCGACAAUGGCCAAUUCGCGACAAUUGCUGAAGCCAUCGACGAGCUCGACACCCCACGCCUCAAGGCUACCCGUCCGUACAAGUGCUACGACGGGCCCCUGACCCUCGGCCACGCCGAUCCGCCGCCUGAGCUCAAGAUCCCUCCGACCCCAGUCAUCAUCAAUGUCGAGCGCUACUUCAAGACCAAGCUCGCGCGGGCGCCCACCGCCAGCACGGUUGUCGUUUCGGCCGACCCCUCGUCGCAAUCGCAGUCGACGCACACCAUGGAACCCGAGCCCAUGGAGGGCGUCGAGUCGGCAGCGGGCUUCGCGGCUGUGAGGUCCGCGAGGACGUAUAAGGUCAACGACCCCUCCGCGCCUGGCGGGAAGAAGGACGUUGAGUUUGAUGCUCUUGCUAAGGGCUACGAGUACGGUCGCACGGCGGUGGCUAUCAGUGAGUCGGAGUGGAACGUGACCAAGCUCGAGACGGUGAAGACUUUCACCAUCAUCGGAUUCAUACCAUGCGAAAAGUAUGAACCAUUCCUCAACAUGGGCGAGACCUGCGUAACAGUAGGCCGCAAGUGGGACGAAAAGUCACAACUCGCCCUCUCGUCCCUGAUUCACGCCCUUUACGAACUCGAGUCCUACGCAGUCGCCCGUAUCGUCCUGAAAGAGAAGAAGGAUCCUCUGCUCGUCCUCCUCGCACCACGUAUCGAGCCCGACAUGGAGUGCCUCUACGACGUGCCUCUCCCUUUCGCCGAGGACGUCCGGGGUUACCAGUUCCCGCCCCUCGACCGCGUCAUCACCGUCAGCGGUCAAAAGAUCACCACAAACCACCGUCUUCUCCCCAGCGACGAGCUUACGGACGCCAUGAGCGAUUACGUCGAUGCAAUGGACCUUGGUACCUUUGGCAACGAUGACGAGGGAAACCCCGCCGAAUACGCAGCGAUCGAGGACACCUACAACCCAAUCAUCCACAGACUCAACCAGGCAGUUCGCCAACGCGCCGUGAACCCCGAGGGCCAAAUCGACCCGGUACCGCCCAUCCUCGUCCGCUACGCAGCGCCCCCCGAAGCCCUCGCCCAGAAAUCCGCCUCCGAGAUUGAAGCCCUCAUCUCGGCGGCGGACGUCAAGAAGGUGCCCCCCAAGGCGAAGGGCAAGCGCAACCGCGAGACGAUGAAGCCCCUCUCGGGCCUCGACGUCGACGCCCUCCUCGGGACAGCGCCCAAGCGCGCCAAGAUCUCCCCCGAGAACGCCGUCCCCGAGUUCAAGCGCGCCCUCGCCACCGCCGAGGAGGUCGCUGAGAUCAAGGACGCUGCGUCGCAGAUGGGCGCUAUCGUGCGCUCGCUCGUCACGGACAGCUUCGGGGACGCGAACUACGCGCGCGCCGCGGAAAACCUGGGCGUCGUGCGCGAGGGGCUCGUCGACCUAGAGGAGCCCGGUAUCUACAACGACUUCGUGAGGGAUCUGAAGAAGAAGAUGCUCUCUGGGGAACUGGGCGGAGACCGGAGGGAGAUGUGGUGGAAGAUACGGACGGCGAGGCUGGGCUUGAUCGACCAAGCCACUUCAGAGGUGUCGAGCGUCACUGCCGAAGAAGCAGAUGAGUUUUUAAAGUCAAAACAAUGA